AUGACCGUGACAAACGCCCCCUUGGCAGGCUGGCUAGCCAAGCUGACGACGUUACCGUUGGGCCGGACUCGAUGGCAACACCGUUUCUUUGUCCUGCUGGACUCGGAGCUUCGUUUCUACAAAGAUGAGCACGCCGAUUCGGCAACUCACGUCCUCAAUUUGCGACACGUCCGGGAUGUCGUCCAGAUAGCUUUGCCAAACCACUCUUUCUGUAUAAGGCUACAGCCCUGCUCGCCCACUGUAACGACAAAAACCAAGCCUUGGACUCUAGCAUGCUCGUCUCAGGUAGAUCUUGAGACGUGGAUCAGGGCGUUACAAAAGCGACUGACAAGAUCUUCUUGUCCUUCAUCGCCUGCUGAGCAAGAAGUAUCUGUGGGAAAUCAUAAAAGCCAGAAAAAGAAACGUCCGACCAACUCUUGGUUCAGCCAACCAUCUUCCUCGUCUUUGCAUAGCCAUGAUGGCCCCACCGACGACAGUAACGAAACGACCCAACAAGGCCAACAGAACAAAGAGUUUUACCACGCCAUCACUUCAUCGCACAACAUCACUGUUCUACCACGUAUACGUAAACAGCCUCCUCCAUCACUUUCCCGGCGUCGAGGCAUCUAUCUCGCACCACUCGUGAUUGAAUCAUCACCGUUUAGCAAUACCAACAACAAAAACGACACCGAUAGCGACUUUUUCGUACAUGCGCUUUCGUCUUUUACGUCUUCAUCAACCGCCUCCUCUUCGACAGAUGAACUGAUGCUGUUUCCCACACCACCUCCGCAUUUACCAUCGAACUGCGUUGAUCCUAGUAAAGAGGAGCAAGAAGAAGGAGAAAUCAUCGACCGUGGAAGAAGUUUGUCCGCACCGGCCAUUUUCCAAAAGCGCAAAGAUGACGGUGAAACGUCACCCACGUUUCUUUUGUACAAGGAAAGAUUUCACCUUUGCUAA
This is a messenger RNA of Zychaea mexicana, 936 nucleotides long. RefSeq lists its product as uncharacterized. NCBI's taxonomy places the organism in Eukaryota, Fungi, Mucoromycota, Mucoromycetes, Mucorales, Lichtheimiaceae. The transcript has 2 exons. Bases 1 to 936 code for a protein of 311 amino acids. The record is from RefSeq and is a predicted model, not a curated record.